AGACAAUCGGUAGGCAGUGGAAACAAUUCAAUUGUAUUAUUUAGUUCUCGUAGGUCAAUCAAUGUCAGUGCCCGAAGAAAAUUAAAUGUUCACAGUCUAAAUUUUCUAUCUCUCUAAGCGGAAAGUGGAAUUGAGUUAGUGUUUCUAGAAAAAUGUCUUCAGAUAUAGUGAAAAGUUUGGAAAACAUAGAGAAUAAAGUGUUUUUGGUGACGGGAGGGGCUGCCGGCAUAGGCGCUGGUAUAGUUAGGGCUCUUUUAUUGGAGAAUGCUCGAUACGUCGCUUUCCUCGAUAUCGCAGAGAAAGAAGGUUCGCAUCUGGAGAAGGAACUUCUAGGCAUGUUCGGUGCGCUGCGAGCAAAGUUCAUAAAGUGUGACAUAACGGACGAAACCCAACUGAAUGCCGCGUACGAACAAGUGUUCGAGAAGUAUAGGAGGCUGGACGUGGUUAUAAACAACGCGGGUGUCCUGGCUGCUGAUGAUAAUGAUUAUAAGAGAAUUGUGGAUGUGAAUCUGACAGCAACUAUAAGCAGCACAUUGAAGGCUAUAUCUCAUAUGGGGGUCGAUAAGGGAGGCAUGGGUGGUACAGUUAUUAAUGUGUCCAGUCUUCUAGCAUUCAAUGCGAAGCCACAUCUGCCCGUUUACAAGUCUACGAAAAUUGCCGUGCUACAGUUCAGCAAUUCCAUCGGGUCAGAGCAAUUCUACUCCAAGACCAAAGUCCGAGUCGUGACAGUAUGCCUGGGACCUACGGACACUGCCAUUCUACAAAAACCUAACUUACAGAAAUUUGACAAAGACCACUCUCAGAGUUUGACCUCACGAGCCAAAGACAGACAAAGCGUUCAAUCAGCAGUUCAUGGUAUGCUCCAAGUAAUUAACAACGGGACCAGUGGCUCAACUUGGAUGGUGGCAGACGGCAAGCCACCUGUAGAUAUUAGUAAAAAUAUUGUCGAAGGCUUCACCGCUAUGUUAUCGGGCAUUAAUAAAAACGAUUAAACAAACAUAUUUAUUUAUUCAUAAGAAAUUUUGUGUGUCACAUUAUAGCUAGAAGCUAAUCACAUUAUAGCUAAGAAGCUGCUAGCAGCAAUUUUUAUAUGAUUUCAUCGUCUGGCAGACGUUGAAUAAUAUAAGAGUUCAUUUUAAACAAUUUCUGCCAUUAAUUAAUUGCUGCAACAUCAAAUAGGAUGUCGCGAAAAUUUUUAUUAAAAAUAAGUGUUUAAUCGACAGGCAGACUUUAUUAAUAAUUAAAAUAAAUUGUAUGAGAUAAAAAAAAACUAUUCUGCCACGAUGAUAUAUAUAUACAGAGUGUAAAAAAUCCAUGAGAAAGACUAACACUACGCAUUCUGUACACCCAUAAUACGUGGGAAUCAUUUGUAUUUUCAAAUUAAAAAAAAACUUUUUUUUUCCAGUACGCAAUGUACAGCGCGAGGCGCGCUUUUGUGGCGCUAUGCAAAUAAUGUGCCUAUGUGUAUGUGUGUGCGUGUGUGUAAGUGCGUUGAUAAAAAAAGUUUCUAAAUAUCGUUAUCAAAAUAUUAAUGUAUAAAUUUUGAAAAAAAAGUUGUGACUUUGACCUUCAAUAUCUCCAUAACCAUAAAUUUCCCAGGUAAGGUCCAGAAAAAAAAGAUCGUCAUGGUGUGGAAAAUACGUGGCCUUCGACUUCGUUAAAGGAUUUUUUACACCCUGUAUAAUAUAAUUAUAUACUUUGUAUGGUUGCAGAGAUGUUUUUAAUAAUAAAAAUAAUAAAUUUAAAGCUCG
Messenger RNA from Chilo suppressalis (striped riceborer), 1751 nucleotides. The record is from the annotation of a GenBank genome assembly. Lineage: Eukaryota; Metazoa; Arthropoda; Insecta; Lepidoptera; Crambidae.